Messenger RNA from Boleophthalmus pectinirostris (great blue-spotted mudskipper), 3405 nucleotides. It is a transcript of the gene sap30l, whose product is annotated as sap30-like. Gene Ontology annotation, biological process: regulation of DNA-templated transcription. The record is from RefSeq and is a predicted model, not a curated record. Gene Ontology annotation, cellular component: histone deacetylase complex. The coding region runs from base 530 to 1066 and encodes 178 amino acids. Gene Ontology annotation, molecular function: protein binding; transcription coregulator activity. The transcript has 4 exons. Lineage: Eukaryota; Metazoa; Chordata; Actinopteri; Gobiiformes; Gobiidae.
CUUGUCCAUUGUACGCACUGUUCUGAAAGAAUGCCGCGGCAGUGUAUGUGCACACACAAACUAGUGCUUUGCGUGGGUUGUUUCAUCUGUUACAGUUAGUUAUUCAGCUGUCAGGUUUAAAUCCGCUUUUCCAGCUCAAGAAACGAACACUAACGAACUAACGAACGGCGACGUUACUGCUUUCCGACUUCUGGAUUUGUGAAACCGUCCAAGCAACAUUGCGGUACAGUUAGCAUCGAAGCUAGCCUCUGCAUUGCUUCUGUCUGCGGUGCAUGUCAAGGAAAUCCAUUGGACUAUUACUUCAACGGGACGGCAUUGUUUGACGGAGGGAAUCUCGGGGCUGGAAACAAAUCGAGUCAACGAUCACCGAGCACUAGAGUAAUUUUAGUCACCAUUUAACCGCGAUAGCUUCCACUCACUACUUGUUUCACAAAAGAGACACCGCGUAGAAGAUUGAAACUCCUGCGUCUCCUUUCGUGUUGAAGCUUUGUGUGGGCUCUGACUGAAGGAGCGGGGACAGUAAAGCAGCAUGAACGGGUUUAGCACGGAGGAGGACAGCCACGAUGGUCCCCCGGCACCACCGUUUUAUGGCCAGAGCUGCUGUCUCAUCGAGGACGGGGAGAGAUGCGGCCGAUCCGCUGGAAACGCCUCCUUCAGCAAGAGGAUCCAGAAGAGUAUAUCUCAAAAGAAACUCAAGCUGGACAUAGACAAAAGUGUACGCCAUCUGUACAUCUGCGAUUUCCACAAGAACUUUAUCCAAAGCGUUCGCAACAAGAGAAAGAGAAAGACAAGCGAUGAUGGAGGAGAGUCACCUGACCAUGACGUGGAGGUUCCCGAGGUGGAUUUGUUCCAGCUGCAGGUGAACACAUUGAGACGUUACAAGCGACACUACAAACUGCAGACCAGACCGGGGCUCAACAAAGCCCAGCUUGCAGAGACUGUGAGUCGUCACUUCAGAAACAUCCCUGUGAACGAGAAGGAGACCCUGACCUACUUCAUCUACAUGGUGAAGAGCAGCAAGAGCCGACUGGACCAGAAAUCGGACAGCACCAAAGCCCUGGACUGAACUGCCCCUCCCCCCUCUCUCUCUGUCCACAUCCCCACGGCAACCAAACAGUAUGUCUGUAGACCCCCAAAACCAAAACUCAAUCUCCCAUCAUCAUCUGAGGAGGCAGACUUUACUAUGGUGAGCUCGUAUCACCUGCUUCUGAAACACUGACUCCCGCAUGCCGUCUCAAUGGUCAGACCGCUCUUUUUUGGGGUUUCUUCUGCCAAAAACAGGUGUAAAAAGCAUAUGAACUUUAUUAGGUCACUCUUUGCUCUAAUGUAAAUGUGUACAAAAUCUCGCUGUCUGAAUGCUACGUACCGACUACAUGUAUAGCUGCCUUAAGAAUCAAACAAAGCGUCUUUCAGAGGUGACUUUCCCUUGUGCCAAAUGGGAAAAGAGUUUGUGGAUCUAAAAGAGUGAACUUUUUUAAUAUGAAUGAAUGAUGUUUUUGGAAAGUAUGGCUUUGCUAAUGUCAUGUCCACCAUCAAUAUGUGUAAAAGUGCACUGUGUAACAUUCCUAGUGGGAUGUCUGCUACCUGCAUGUCUCCAUGGAGAUUGUUUGCCUGGAAUGAUCCACAAAACGGUAUUAAACUCACCAUUUACUUCAUUAUGUUUUAAUUAAAAGAAAAAUAAUCCUUGAGCAGGUUUGCCUCUCCACAGAUCUGACCUGUCAUUUGCCCUGGUGACACCACUUGAAAAGCAAUAGCGUCUCCAUGGUGAGGUGGCAGACAUUCUAGCGGAAAAGUUACAUAAUGCACCUAACCCAAGCAUUGCAAUACCAUUUUUUAAAUUCUAGAUGCUCUUAAUUGUAAAUCACCUUCAGAUAAGACACAAUUUUAACACAAACCGUUAAAUAAAUGAAAAUUAAAAGCCAAUAGCUGCUACCUAGAUUUAAAAACAAAAAACCCUCCUCUUUGACCAGGUUAUCUAAAAGCCUUAAUAAGCGUAUUCUUUGUACCAUGAUAUUGGGCAUUCAUUGUGUAUAUGGAAAUAUUUCAUGGAUUUACUCUUCCCAACUUUUCUACCCCAAAAAGGCAUUUAACAAAUAUACAUUUAUAAAACCACACACUUUAUUUCCUAUUGGUAAAAUGUAUUGAUUGAAAAAAAAGAGGAGAACCCAACUUUCUCAGAUUACUUUGGACGUUGACUGAUGCAAAGUUAAUGGUUGUUUUUAAUUUAACUUUUUUUUUUUUCUUGUAGAGCAUUUUGAUUUAUUUUUCUUCAUGCGAAUGUCUUUGUGUAUGUUGAAUUAGUGUUAUUGCCAACUCUUGAUAAUGGCUACACACACGAUUGAGACUUAUCCCAUAAAACACAUUUAUACAUAUAUAAAUUGUUGCAUACUUUUAGAAUGAUUGAGUUACAAGCUGAAUGACCUCCUAGUGAACUCCGCAAACUACACUUAAAGGUGGAAUGUGUAACUUUCUGAGUACAGGGUCCGUCACCAUGGAAAUGUUGUUGCUUUACCUGAAAUUUUCCACCACUUCCAUAUAGACAAGCACCAAUUUAGAGGUCCAAUUGUGGAGCGCUUACAGUAGAAUGCAUAUUUUUCAAGCUUUCGUUUAUUGGAAAAUAACAUCUAUAUUUAAAUAAUAAGUAAGUCUAAAGUCAUACUGUGGGACAUUCCAGAGAAAGCAAUCUCUCUAGCAUAUCAUCUCCAUGGACACAACCAGGUGUUGGAUUCUUACCAAAAAGUUCCAUUGUGCACGUUUAUAAAGUCAAUUUAAAAGUCAGAAAUUGCUUUUCUAUCUUGUCUUCCUCUCUUUAUUUCUAUAUUCCAAAAAUGUUGUAGUAUUGACCAAUCUUAGGCAUUUGACCCACUAUCCAGACCUAUCCAAACUCCAAGAUGCUGAGAUGAUUUCGGUAACACCUAGAAAUCUGAUUUUAUUAUUUUUUAUUUAUUAUUAUUGAGCCAUUAAAGGUGUGUAGCCAUUAAAAAUUGUUGUGAUUGUUAGUAAUCAUUUUAUUAUUUAAACUACAUGUCAAAUUUGGACUUCCUUCAAUGUGUUUCAAAAUCUUUUCAGUACAACAAUCAUAUUUUGACCCAGUGUUUAUGAGAACCCACAAUUUAUGCACUGACUAAAUUGGGUCUUUUGAGUUAAGUUAUACAUUUCAAAAUGUUCCCCAUUCAAAUUCAAAAUCUGUAACUCAAAUGUACAUUGAAGUUGUCCAAAUAUAGAUUUCCAAAUUAGAACUUUCAUUUCUCACCUUUUUUUAUUUCAGUUUUCUUGUAGUGUUUUGUAGAUGUCACAAGUCUUUAUUAAUCCGUAGGCACAACACAUUAAUCUAGUUGUAUUAGAAAAAUGUAUUUAAAAAUUGCUCCUGAUAUUGUUAAUAAAUAUAUUGUACAGAUGAGCCUC